AUGCCUCCCGAUACGCCAGAAGGUUUACCCCGCGCAGAUACUAUCCUACCUGAGAUGAGCGUCAAGAGCCUCAAACGCCCCAAAGUUCGCAAGUUUCCGGACAGUCACUAUGACAAGCUGUAUGAUCUUCCCAUUGAAGGUCCGAUUGAGGAUCAUGAGCCAGAUCCUAUGCCGGAGGACGCGUUUGAACGUCAUUGGACAAGUCCAGACUGGUUCAAACCCGAUCGCGACUCUACAGGUUCCUCUCUACCGCCAAUACAAGCGAGCAAGAACGUAUUUAAAGAGUCUCAUACUGAGAAGGAACUUCGUCUGGGUCGGAGAGACGCUGUCAAGAGGGCAUUCAUCCACGCAUGGCAAGGUUAUAAAGACUAUGCAUGGGGUCGUGACGAGCUUCGACCGGUGUCAGGAGGUGCUUCUGACCCGUUUGCGGGGUGGGGAGCCAGUAUCGUAGAUGCCCUGGGGACGCUUCUCAUUAUGGGUCUGGAAGACGAGUAUGAUGCCUGUAGAGAGCACAUCAACAGACUGGACUUCCGGCUUGUCGAAGGCAAAGACUGGGCUUAUGGGUACCGACCUUCACCGUCUAUGAAUGAAUCAGCUCCCGCGUAUCUACGUCGCAAUGACAGGGUCGGCCGGGCGACAGAUGUCAAGCUCAGAGUAUUCGAGACGCAUAUUCGAUACCUAGGCGGUCUUCUUGGUGCAUACGACCUCUCCGGAGACAGAUUGAUGCUGGAACGAGCAGAGGAUCUUGCCGAGAUCCUCGCUCGAGCGUACAAAACGCAGACUUCGAUCCCGCUCGGAUCCCUCGAUCCUGGCAGCGAUCAAGUAUGGUAUAGGGCCACGCCGAUGCUGUCGGCUGAAAUGGGUUCCAACAUCCUAGAGUUUACGCGCCUUUCCCAAGUUACUGGCAAUAAGAGUUACUUCGAUAUCGGCCAGCGAACUACCGAUUGGCUUCAGCGACAUGUAGUCAACAAGACUCGGUACCCUCCGCUUCUGCCUGUCUCGUUCAACAGUGAUAUGCAUGAGUCCACCCCGCUAGGAGGCACAUAUACCAUGGGUGGAAUGGUCGACAGCUACUACGAGUACAUGAUCAAGCAGCAUCUUCUGGUCGGCGGAGCGACUGAGCAAUAUUCAGAAAUGUAUACGUCCGCCACAGAAACGGCACGAAAGGAACUAUUUAUGCCAGUCGCUAACUAUCCAGGCCGGGAUUACCUCACCAUCGGGGACAUGACCGAUGGCAACCAAAAACAACAGUUGCAACAUCUUACCUGUUUUGCGGGUGGUAUGCUCGGUCUGGGCGGAAAGGUUCUGAAUCGAACGAACGAUCUGGACGAUGGCUUACGGGUGACUCAAACGUGCUACAUGAUGGGUACAAUGACCGAAAGCGGUCUACAACCGGAGAUUAUCAAUUUCCACAACCCGAACAAUUCCGCCUUAUACGAGAAGAUCAAGAUCGAGCUCCCCGGCAAGAAUGCCUAUGGAGGUUCCCGGUGGUUGGUACAAGAGAAACUCAAGGGAAGUCCUCCUGGAGCUAGCGCCAGUGCAGCGCAGUAUCAGGGUAGACCGGAAACGAUCGAGUCGGUCUUCUAUAUGUAUCGCCUGACUGGAGAUAAAGCCUGGCAGGAACGGGGUUGGAGGAUGUUUACCUCUUGGGUGAAAGCCUGCAAAACGACAGCCGGUUUCUCUGAGGCUGUUGACACUAGGAAGGAGCAUCCUGACCUCUCGGAUAAGAUGGAAUCGUUCGUUCUGGCGGAGACGCUCAAGUAUUAUUACCUGCUGUUCUCCGAGCCCGAAUUGAUCUCUCUCGAUGACUACGUGUUCAACACAGAGGCGCAUCCUAUCCUACUUCACAACCUGAAGCCCGGCUCCCACAAGUUCUGGACCGACAAGGGGGAUCAAGAUCUUGGCGUCAGGGCUAGUGGAACCGACGCUCAAUUGUGGUUACGAUACGACUUGAGGACUAGCGGCUCUUAUAAGACGUGACGGGAUUGAUCCUUCAUCCUUGUUUCCGAGCCUAACAUUUGCUUAGAUGUCCAUGCAUUCUAUAGACUACAUAAAUAGGUUAGUUACAUUUUCUGGCGUUUUGUUACGGUCUAUCGA
This is a messenger RNA of Filobasidium floriforme, 2097 nucleotides long. RefSeq names its product putative mannosyl-oligosaccharide 1,2-alpha-mannosidase. The coding region runs from base 1 to 1980 and encodes 659 amino acids. NCBI's taxonomy places the organism in Eukaryota, Fungi, Basidiomycota, Tremellomycetes, Filobasidiales, Filobasidiaceae. Gene Ontology annotation, molecular function: mannosyl-oligosaccharide 1,2-alpha-mannosidase activity; calcium ion binding. The transcript has 14 exons. Gene Ontology annotation, cellular component: Golgi membrane; endoplasmic reticulum. The record is from RefSeq and is a predicted model, not a curated record. Gene Ontology annotation, biological process: carbohydrate metabolic process; N-glycan processing.